Coprinopsis cinerea okayama7#130 is the source of this 1155-nucleotide messenger RNA. RefSeq lists its product as hypothetical. The transcript has a single exon. The record is from RefSeq and is a predicted model, not a curated record. Bases 1 to 1155 code for a protein of 384 amino acids. Lineage: Eukaryota; Fungi; Basidiomycota; Agaricomycetes; Agaricales; Psathyrellaceae.
AUGCGAUUCAACCUCUCCCCCUCCUUCAUCCUCCUCUCCCUCCUCUUCUCCUCCUCCACCAACAUCCUCGCCUUCACCCCUCCCUCCGAUGACGCGUUUGACGCCCGUGCAGUAGGAGGCGCGAUGUCCCUAAACGACGAGCUCUCAGCUCGUGGGAUGCUCAAGCAGGAGGUGGACAUGGAGUUGAGGGCGUUGAUUGAUGAACUCAGUGGGUCUUAUGAGGCGAGGGAGUUUGGGGAUGUCUACGAGCGGGAUUUCGAUGGUGAACUCUAUGAGCGGGACUUCGAUGGUGAACUAUAUGAGCGGGACCUCGACGGCUCGGACGACUGGUAUUCUGCCCGGGACAUCGACGACGACCGGUACUCCGCUCGCACCUUCGACGACGACAAAAGCACCCUCUUCCUCCGCGAGCUCAACGACGAAAUCGAACUCGCCCUCCGCAAAAUCGAGUUGAACGACCGGAUUGACAAGGUACUACGCCAACUCGAGCUGGUGGAUGCGAUUGAACUCGCCGCGCGUUCGACGCCUGGCUCCAGUAGUAAUGAGGACGCUACACCCAAGGCACCUAAAGCGCGUAAACUCCUGCGACAAACUAAGAACUUGCGAGGAUCCACCUCAUCCUCCGCCUCCGAACCACAACUCCCAGCAGACGUCGAAAAGUUCGCAGCAGAGAUCAACUCUGAGCUAGCCUCCAUACCCGAUUCGGAAAUCGCACCCAUCGACGCAAAUCAAGUCACCACCAACCUCGUUCUCUUCCACAAAUCCGCUCUGAUCUUGAAGAAGUGGGUGGAUAGGUUGGAGGAGGCGGAGGAACAGGGUGAUAAAGAGGGUAUUAGGGAGGCGGAGAGGAAGGUACAGGAUUGGAGGGUUAAUACGAGGAUUUAUAUGUGGGCUGUUCUGGCGAAUGGGGAGAAGGAUCCGGAGAGGUAUGGGAGGAGGAGAGGUGGGGGGAAGGGAGGGAAGGGGAAGGGGGUGGUGGGGAAGAGAGCGGAGGUUGUGAAGAAGGCGGAGGAGAUGAGGAAGGAGGAGGAGGGUGCGAAGGGGAAGGCAAAGAAGACUCCGCCGGUUAAGAAGGAUGCGGUUCCUCCCCCGCAGAAGCAGAAGCCGGCCCCUGCCCCGUCCAAGGAGGCUCCGUCGGCUAAGAAGGAUGCGUAG